Messenger RNA from Thamnophis sirtalis, 329 nucleotides. Lineage: Eukaryota; Metazoa; Chordata; Lepidosauria; Squamata; Natricidae. The record is from RefSeq and is a predicted model, not a curated record.
GGUGUGAAGGAAGUGACCCUUUUGGGCCAGAACGUCAACAGUUACCGGGACACCUCCGAGGUCCAGUUCCUCUCCUUGGCAUCCCCUGAGCUCAGACAAGGAUUCCGGACCGUCUACAAAGCCAAAAAAGGGGGGUUGCGUUUUGCAGAGCUUCUGGACCGAGUGGCGGCCGUGGACCCAGAGAUGAGGAUCCGCUUCACUUCUCCGCACCCCAAAGACUUCCCGGAUGAGGUCUUCGAGGUCAUGCGGGAAAGACACAAUAUCUGCAAACAGGUGCAUCUUCCCGCCCAAAGCGGCAGCUCCCGUGUCCUGGAGGCCAUGAAGAGGGG